UCGCAAGAAUCUCCCAUCAUGUAUGCACGGAAGACUAGAGUCUACUAACCCUGCAUGGUCCCCCCUCCAAUCCCUCACUAGGUCAUGCAACUCGGUCCUCGCAUCGGACUCAUCUACCUAGCUACCUGAGUUUCCCAUCGUCUUCGGCCCCCUCUGUGCACAAAUCAUCGCAAUCUGGUCAUUGUCGUCGCCCUCACUUUACCGUCUCUCAUCAAAGCCGCAGCUGAACGAUGGCGGAGAAAAAGGAUCCCUUCCAUAUUCUCAUCAUAGGCUCAGGCGUCGUCGGCCUACUCAUAGCCCAAGGCUUGAAAAAGGAAGGAAUAUCUUACGCUAUCUAUGAAUCCGAACCUUCUGCAACCACCUAUCGGCCACGAGAAUGGGGAAUGUCGGUACAAUGGGGCCUACCCAUGCUCGCUGAUUGCCUUCCCAAAGAACUCUUUGAUCGUAUCUACACCGCUGCUGUGGAUCCCAACUUCGAGCCUCCAGAUCCUGGUGUUCUGCCGACCUACAAUGGCCAGACGGGUGAGUUAAUGAAGAACAUUCCACUCCUGCGCAUGUACCGUGUCUCUCGUCGGCGCUUCAGGAAGUUGUGCUCGGAAGACAUCGACAUUCAGUACGGCAAAAUGCUCACCGAUAUCGCGUAUGAUGACGACGAAUCCACUGUAACAGCUGUUUUCCAGGAUGGGACCAAGGCAACGGGUAACAUGCUGAUCGGAGCUGAUGGUGUCAAGUCGAAAGUCAGGGAGUCUAAGUUUGGGGAGGAAGGCCAGGCCUGCAGCGUUCCCUAUUCCGCCGUCAACUUACAUGUUUGUUACAAUGAUGCCGAGAAAGCCAAAUUUGUUCGCCAGGGUCAUCCUAUCAUGACCAUGGGCAUGCACCCAAAUGGAUAUUGGCUGUGGAUCUCAAUCCAAGAGGUCCCGGAUCCUAACGACCCAGCCACGUGGGUGUUCCAGCUACAGACAACGUGGCACCAGAAAGAAGGGGAAGAAGUCGAUUCACUAGCUAACCUGAAAGCGAAGGCUGAGACCAUGGGUGAACCAUUUCGUUCGGCGAAUCUUUGGAUUCCUGAAGGGACAAAGAUCUACUCCAAUAACUUGUCCUACUGGAUCCCUCGACCUUGGGACACCCGAAGAGGGAGAUUUCUUCUUGCAGGCGACGCAGCCCAUCCGAUGACGUUUCAGAGGGGCCAGGGUUUGAACCAUGGUAUCGCCGACGCACGAAGUCUAGUUCUCAAGUACAAAGAUGCGCUGGAGGGAAAAACCAGCUUCGAAGAAGCCGCCGAGGCAUAUCAGGCUGAAUUGGUGGAUCGCGCAGGUGAAGAAGUUCGUCUGUCCAAGGAGAAUACUGAAAUGCUCCAUGAUUGGGACAGGAUGGCAAACUCGCCCAUCAUGCAACGAGGUGGCCAUCCAAGGGAGCAAGCAGCAAAGUAACGAAGCCUGGGCCCAUUUCAUGUCGUGUGAGCAGUUACAGUAGUCAGCUGGGGUGUGCAUAACAUCACUUUCGACAUGAAAUAGUCGAACCAUCGGAGUAAGGCAGAAGAACAUGUUAAUUGCAGUUGAGAUAUUGCCAUUCAUACAGUAACG
Molecule: messenger RNA, 1583 nt
Organism: Exophiala oligosperma
Lineage: Eukaryota; Fungi; Ascomycota; Eurotiomycetes; Chaetothyriales; Herpotrichiellaceae
Exons: 5
Coding region: 231-1430 (399 amino acids)
Molecular function (GO): FAD binding
Source: RefSeq, a predicted model, not a curated record